AAUGAAAUGCGUGAUCGCCAUCUAGUGACAAAAAGGCUUACGGAGCAUGUUUCAGAUAAAACAAAACUGCCAAUUUUAAUUUUCCCAGAAGGAACCUGUAUUAACAACACAUCUGUAAUGAUGUUCAAAAAGGGAAGUUUUGAGAUAGGAGGGACCAUUUACCCAGUGGCAAUAAAGUAUGAUCCUCAGUUUGGUGAUGCCUUCUGGAAUAGCAGUAAAAACAGUAUGGUCAGCUACCUUCUACGUAUGAUGACAAGCUGGGCCCUCAAGUGCAACGUGUGGUACCUGCCACCAAUGACACGACAGGAAGGAGAGAGUGCUGUUCAGUUUGCCAACAGAGUCAAAUCUGCUAUCGCCAAACAAGGAGGAUUGGUUGAACUUCCCUGGGACGGAGGCCUGAAAAGAGACAGAGUGAAAGACUCUUACAGAGAAGAGCAACAGAAGAACUACAGCAAGAUAAUUGUAGGGGAAAACCACAUGUUACAGACGACAACAAACUGAUUCACUUUUCUAUUUCAUUGACACUCUGAUUCAUCAAGCAGGAUUUCUUUAUUCAGUGCUUUAUUUGCACUUAUGAAAUGUCACAUGUAGAUAACUUCUUUUUUUUUUUUUUUUCCCCUUUCCAAAACGAGGUACCAAGAAUGCAUUAGUAAUCAAUGUUUUAUAACCAUCAUGCUUGACUUGCAUUGCACUUAUAAGAUAUCAUCUACUGGAUUUCAAGAGGAUAAGCAUAAGUUAUAUCAACUACAGAGCCUUUAAAUAAAAAAAUCUGUUAAGACGGAUAUGGUUGCUAAAGGCUGUCAAUCAACUUUUAAACGGAACACUAAAUAAGCUGCAAUGAAAUCACAAUUUGGGAUUGUAAAAAAUGUUUGAUCCCUUUAGGGGUAACUUGAAAGAUCUAGCUAGAAGAGGUCACUGCUUGUAUAUCUCCAAAUGGUGUGGUGUUGUGUCUUAAGUAAUAUCUGUUAGGGGCAUAAAAUUAUUGCUGAUUA
Molecule: messenger RNA, 992 nt
Organism: Bombina bombina (fire-bellied toad)
Lineage: Eukaryota; Metazoa; Chordata; Amphibia; Anura; Bombinatoridae
Product: glycerol-3-phosphate acyltransferase 3-like
Exons: 6
Biological process (GO): triglyceride biosynthetic process
Cellular component (GO): endoplasmic reticulum
Molecular function (GO): glycerol-3-phosphate O-acyltransferase activity
Source: RefSeq, a predicted model, not a curated record